Messenger RNA from Panicum hallii, 1538 nucleotides. Its product is annotated as probable methyltransferase At1g27930. The coding region runs from base 275 to 1180 and encodes 301 amino acids. The transcript has a single exon. The record is from RefSeq and is a predicted model, not a curated record. NCBI's taxonomy places the organism in Eukaryota, Viridiplantae, Streptophyta, Magnoliopsida, Poales, Poaceae. Gene Ontology annotation, biological process: xylan biosynthetic process.
ACCUAACCCAAAAACAAAAGGCAGAGCAAAUAAGAUUACGCUGCCCAAAAAAAGGCUAUAGUGAAUCGCUGCGCCCCCCUACAAAGGCCAAACCAAGGAGCAACCGGCACAUCCUUACACACCCACACACCGUCUCCCGACGACCUAAAAAAAGCAGCCAAUCCCCACCGCCCAGCGCGCGCUCUCGCUUUCCGACGCGCGUACGGACGGACGGACACUCCACGCGGGCGUCGCGUCGCGUCGAACACCUCGCUCCCGACACAGCCCGCCGGUGAUGAAGCCGCCCGGCCGCCGCGGCCUCCUCUUCGCCGGCGCGUGCGCGCUGCUGCUCGCGGCGUUCUACCUGGUGGCCGCGCUCGUGACGACGCCGCUGGCGCCGUACCUGCUCCCGCCGCUGGCCCUGUCGCUGCCGUGCCUGCCGGCGGUCGCGGCGCCCUCCGGGUCCGGGUACGGCGAGCCGGGCGUGGCCGCGCUGGCCAACGCCGGCGUGGAGUACGCCACAAUGGAGACCGUGCCGCAGCAGUCGCGGGACGAGAUCUCGCUGUCUCUCGCCGUGCUCCGCCGCCGCGCACCGCUGCGGCUGCUGGUGUUCGGCCUGGGCUACGACUCCAGGCUCUGGCACGCGCUCAACCCCGGCGGCGCCACCGUCUUCCUCGAGGAGGACCCCGCGUGGUACCGCGUCGUGCGCGCGCAGUCGCCGUUCCUCCGCGCGCACCUCGUCGCCUACCGCACGCGCCUCGACCAGGCCGACAGCCUCCUCACCACCUACAAGAACCGCCCUGCCUGCCUGCCGGGCUCCAGCGGCGGCAACGGCACCCUGCGCGUACGCGGCAACUGGGCGUGCCCGCUGGCGCUGCACAACCUGCCGCCCGAGGUGUACGAGACCGAGUGGGACAUGUUCAUGAUCGACGCUCCUAAGGGGUACUUCGCGGCAGCGCCGGGGAGGAUGGCCGCGAUAUGGACAGCGGCGGCCUUGGCGCGCGCGCGCCGCGGCGAGGGGGACACCGACGUGUUCCUGCACGACGUGGACCGGAGGGUGGAGAAGACGUUCGCAGAGGAGUUCCUCUGCGACAAGUACAGAGUGGGUGGGACCGGCCGGCUGUGGCAUUUCAGGAUCCCGCCAGUUUCACGGCGCAGGGAUGCGGCGGCGGCCGCCGGUGGCCGGAGACCGUUUUGUUGAGGUGACUGGUACGUUUUCAUGUGGUGUUUCUGCAAAAAUGGCCCCUAUUUAGAUAGGGGUAUAAUAGGAAAACCGGAUGGGUAACCUCUGCCCUGCAGUUCAAAUUGGCAUUGUUCAAAUGGAGAUUUUGAACAAGGGCGGAGGAUUGGAAUCCCGAGCUAGCACUCUUAUGACUUGUUUACAUGGAGCAUCUCUGUUUUAUAAUGUGCUCGUAAGUAACAUUACAUUUUCAUUGUUGAUUAGUACACUGUUUUAUGAAAUGGAUGAAUACGCAUCAGCUCUAACAAGUUCAUGUAUCAUGUCGGAACCACUCUCCAAAUAUUCAGUAUUUUUUUUGGCAACCACAGUAGAGAUGUAA